Messenger RNA from Bactrocera tryoni, 817 nucleotides. RefSeq names its product multiple coagulation factor deficiency protein 2 homolog. The record is from RefSeq and is a predicted model, not a curated record. Bases 159 to 647 code for a protein of 162 amino acids. NCBI's taxonomy places the organism in Eukaryota, Metazoa, Arthropoda, Insecta, Diptera, Tephritidae. The transcript is spliced from 4 exons. Gene Ontology annotation, molecular function: calcium ion binding.
AUCUUUUAUUGAUUUCAGCAAUAGUGAAGAACACACCUGCCGAAUUUCCCUAUCACAUAUAUUUGUCGUGAAAGUAACGAGUUGCUCAGUGUUAAAGCUGCACUAUUUGACAAAAUUUUAAACGGAAUUGCACCGCAACUUUUAGUUUUCGUGCAGAAAUGUGUAAAUUGUUGAAUUUUGUAAAUUUUAUAAUCUGUGUAGCGACAUUCAGCCAAACAAUGGACCCCUGUGCAGCUAUAAAGCGCGGACCGCAUCACCCGCGCAGUGAACAGUCCAAAACACGUAAAGUGGAUGAGCAUUUAACGCACGAAGAGCAUCGCAUCGAUGAGGAUCUUAAGGAAAUGGGCAUAAAUGUCAAUUUGGAUAGCAUGUCCGAUGAGGAGAAGAAUUUCUACUAUUUUAAGAUUCAUGACAGCGAUAAUAAUAAUGCGCUGGAUGGUCUGGAGAUGUUACAAGCGGCCAUACAUCAAGAUGAACAUUUCAAAAAAGUCGAUCGAGAUAAUUUCCUGCACAAUGCCACCGAAGAAUUGAAUCAUAUCAUAGAGGUUAUUGAUGAGUUCCUGCAAAUCGCGGAUGCUAAUAAGGAUGGCUUCCUACACUAUGCGGAAUAUGUGAAAGCGGUUACUGGAGCGCCAGAGGGGCAAUAGAGCCAAGCGGUAGGUCGGAAAGCAAAGAGGAAAUGUAGUGUGUGGAGUAAAAUAUGAAAAAAAUAGUAAUUAAUUGUAGGAAAAUUAGCUCAAUUUGCAAGAGAGUGGAAAUAUGUAAACAAUAAAUAGUGAAAAUAUAGAAAAUAAACAUUUAUAAGUAUAUACAUACA